AUGCUCAGCUCAAAAUCGUUACUGAAUCUAGUUCGCACGAGUCGUUCCAGAAUGUCGUCCUCGUUUUCGCCGAAGCCAGCCGAGAGAACCGCGGAUCACGCAGCGUCCAUUUGGGUCGAAUUCACCACACUGGCUGCCGAAACCAAAGCCGUCAAUCUUGGGCAAGGAUUUCCGGACAGCCCAGCCCCGAAAUUCGUCACAGAUUUGCUCGAGAACAUUUCAAAGCAGCCCGAACUCACCGCCGCCCACCAGUAUACACGCGGAUAUGGUCAUCCGAUGCUCGUCGACAUCCUCGCCAAGAUGUAUUCUUACUUCUACAAUGUUCAAGUAGAUCCGAUGAACGAAGUGCUUGUCACCGUCGGAGCUUACUUGUCUCUCUACUACGCAUUCUUAGGAUGGGUCAACAAGGGAGAUGAGGUCCUGAUCAUCGAACCAGCCUACGAUUGCUACUACCCACAAGUAAAAUUUGCUGGCGGUGUGCCUGUCCCAAUUGUCAUGAAUCUCGCUGAAGGAGCAACCAGUGCAUCUCAAUUCACCAUUGAUUUUGAUGAUAUGGAGAAGAAGAUUAACAAGAAAACGAAGAUGCUUGUCAUCAAUAACCCCCACAAUCCAACUGGCAAAUUGUUCACCCGCCAAGAACUUGAGAAGCUCGCCGAGAUUGCCAAGAAGCAUAAUUUGAUUGUGAUCGCUGAUGAAGUUUAUGAGUUUCAUGUUUGGCAUAAGAACGACAUGGUUCGCUUUGCCAGCCUCCCUGGCAUGUACGAGCGCACCAUUUCUAUUGGAAGCGCUGGAAAAGCAUUCUCAGUGACUGGAUGGAAAUUGGGAUGGGCUGUUGGACCGAAGCAGUUGCUUGAGCCAUUGAAAGCCAUUCAUCAGAACUGUGUCUUCACAUGCUCGACACCAACGCAAAUGGCGAUUGCUCAGGCAUUCCAGCUUGAUUGGCCAAAGUUCCUCAACGAUCCGAAGAAUUCAUAUCUGGCUACUGGAUUGUCGGAUGAGCUUCGUGACAAGCGUGACAAGCUGGCGAGGAUGCUCGAGGAGGGAAAUUUCCGUCCGAUCAUCCCUGAUGCUGGCUACUUCAUGCUUGCGGAUUACUCGCAUCUUAAAGAAGGACUCAAACUUGUCACCGAGCAGGAUCCCGAUGACUUUGUCUUCUCCAGAUGGUUGUGUCGCGAGAAGAAGCUUGCCGUAAUCCCACCAUCCGCAUUCUACUCAUCGCGUGAACAGAAGGAAAAGAACUGCAACAUGGUUCGCUUGUGCUAUUUCAAAAAGAACGACACGCUCGACGCUGCUGAGGUUAUUCUGAAGAAGCUUGGAAAAGAAUAA
This is a messenger RNA of Caenorhabditis briggsae, 1326 nucleotides long. It is a transcript of the gene Cbr-nkat-3, whose product is annotated as Protein CBR-NKAT-3. Gene Ontology annotation, biological process: biosynthetic process. Gene Ontology annotation, cellular component: mitochondrion; cytoplasm. Lineage: Eukaryota; Metazoa; Nematoda; Chromadorea; Rhabditida; Rhabditidae. Gene Ontology annotation, molecular function: L-kynurenine:2-oxoglutarate transaminase activity; pyridoxal phosphate binding. Bases 1 to 1326 code for a protein of 441 amino acids. The record is from RefSeq and is a predicted model, not a curated record. The transcript is spliced from 5 exons.